Molecule: messenger RNA, 3413 nt
Organism: Bombina bombina (fire-bellied toad)
Lineage: Eukaryota; Metazoa; Chordata; Amphibia; Anura; Bombinatoridae
Gene: TMC8
Product: transmembrane channel like 8
Exons: 16
Coding region: 161-2242 (693 amino acids)
Cellular component (GO): plasma membrane
Molecular function (GO): mechanosensitive monoatomic ion channel activity
Source: RefSeq, a predicted model, not a curated record
CCAGCAGCUCUGAAGAAGUAGAGGUCUGGGAAUAUGUAUGGGAAGACAGUGGAAUAGGUAUGUUCAUAUGUGGAGGAAAUUCAAUUUGAUUGCUGUAGCCUAUCCCAUCCCACAUAUGGCAGAGACAAUUGUGCCGCUAAAUCAAAAGAUCAUUUAGAGGAUGGACCAGUGGAGUGAAAAGGGCUCCUUAAGAUGGAGGUCAAAGGUCAAGAACGGAAAUCUUAGGGAACUUCCUGUGUGCUUGCAAGAAAAACGGCUGCUGAGGGAGAAGUGGCAGACUGUAGACCCUGACAUCACAUACUGGAGGUCAUGGACACGCAAGCAGGGCACACUCCUAAGGCCCAUCUUACAGCGGGGACAGCUUAUCUUGUCAGCCUUCAAACUCUGGGAGAGAACUAUUUCUGGGAUCAGUGGGAGAUUCGGGUCUGGUAUCUGCUCGUAUUUCUUGUUCCUUCGCUUUCUAAUCUUGCUGAAUCUCAUGUCACUCACCUUAACUGGCGGGUUUCUCAUUAUCCCUAUAUUGUUUUCUGAGAAAGAAGUCAAUAUGGAUCAACCAGAUCUGCCGUGUAGACGCAUUCUUCCCCCACGCAACAUGUCUGCAUGGAGUUUCUUUACAGCAGAGGGUUACCUGGAGAAUUCAUUCAUGUUCUAUGGAUUUUAUUCUGAAAGGAAAAUGCCAUUUUCCUGGUUAAAUAUAAGUCAUGUGUAUCUGCUUAUUCCCCUUAUCUAUUUGCUGCUCUGCGGCCUCAGCCUCCUGCGACACACAAUGCAUGGAGUAACCCUGAGGCAAGUGUGGAGCGGAGGUUACAGAACCCGGAUCAGCAGCAAAGUAUUUGCAGGAUGGGACUCAUGUGUGAGAGGAACGGAGGCCUCAGUCCGAAAACAACAGAGUCUGAGUAAUGAAUUCAAGUCUUACCUAGCAGAGGAGCUCUGGUUCAUGAAUAUAUCAGGACUGUCUGGACGUAGAAAGUUGCAUAUCAUUGUUACCCGUGCACUGCUGAAUUGCAUCAUCCUUACACUGAUGGCUGGAGGUUUCUAUUCCAUUCACCUGGCAACUAGCAAAUCACAGGACUAUCAAGGGUCUGUGGGAGAUCCUGUUUUCAGCUUCAUGACACAGUACCUGUCUCCAAUUGUCAUUUCUCUCGUCCUCAUGAUCCUGCCUCCAAUUUUUAAGUUGCUUGUAAGAUUUGAAGGUCAAUCACCCAGUGAUGAGAUCACACUGACCCUGAUCAGGUGUGUGUUCCUCAGACUUGGCACCUUGGCGAUUUUCCUCUUCUCUUUAGGACAGAAGAUUCUCUGUUUGGGGAGCUCUGAGUCAUACUGUACAACCUGCGGCUACAAUACAAACUAUGAGUGCUGGGAGACGACUGUGGGUCAAGAAUUCUACAAGCUUUCCAUGUUCCACUUCAUUAAUGAGUUAGCAUCGUUCUUGCUGCUACAGCUUCCCCGCUGGUUCCUUGUGUCUCGUUACCAGUACUUCAUUUUUCCCUGUAUUGGCCAGGAAACGUUCCAGGUGUCUCAGAAUGUACUUGAUGUGGUGUAUGGGCAGACCCUUGUGUGGGGUGGCUUGUUUUAUGCCCCACUACUCCCUCUGCUCAACGUGAUCUUCAUUUGGAUCACUUUCUACAUUAAAAAGUUCACACUUUACAGGCUGUGUGGUGUGUCUCAGCAACUGUUCCGAGCCUCCUCCUCCAAAAUCUUCUUCCACUUUGUUUUGUUCCUUGGUUUGAUGACAAUAUUUCUGCCACUGAUAUAUAUGGUGACAAGUGCUCGACCUUCCCAUUCCUGUGGUUUGUUCACAAAUUAUACUACUGCAUGGGAGGCCGUACAGAACAGCGCAAGGGCAACGCUUCAUCCUGUAUUCCUGGCUGUACUGGACAUCAUCUCUUCAGAUCUCUUUGCCUAUGUAUUGCUCAUCAUUCUCAGCAUUCUGCUCACCUCUUUUGUCUCAAGAGUCCGUCAAUAUGAAGAGGCCAUAGACAAGAUGAAGGAUUACCUGUCCUAUCAAAUAGAGGACAAAAUAUUCCUGGUACACAGGUUGCAAGAAGAGCAAGAAUUUCAAGAUCAAAAUAGUUCAUCCAGUGAAAUACCUACUGAAACAGCAUGCGAACAGCAUGAUAAUCCCAUCAAAACAUCAUGUGAAAGUUUUGAAAUCCACACUGAGGCAUCAUUUGACAAUUUGUCUACACCAGUGGAAUCAUGUAACUGGAAUGAAUGCCCACCUGAGGCACCAUGUGACUAGUAUCACUAUACUUAUAUAUGACUAAUCUGUCUAAUUUCCUUACUAGGGAAUUUCAUGAUUUGUAGACAUCUUGUGACUGACACAUGCACCCACUAGGGCAUCAAGUGAAUAUUCUAGAUGCCAAACAAAAUUAUUGUGAUGAUCAUACCUGCAUUGCUGUGGAACCAAGUGUUUGUCAUUCGACUCUCAAUCAGGCUUUAUAUAAACAGCUCAACCUUCCCAUUAAGCCAUCAUGCUCCCUUCCAUUAAAGAAUCAUAUGACUGACACAGAUUUACAAGUGAGACAUCAUGUGACUAGGACUUGUCCAAUGAGACAUCAUGUGAUUGAUAUGGCUCUCCAGUAAGGCCAACUUGUGUUCUGCAUGGCUAAAUUUUCUGAUAUUUUGCAUAGUUAUUUCAGCUCUUUACAUACAACAGAGAACUUUUUCCUUUUUGUCUAUACUUGCUAUAUAUAGAUAAAGAAACACAAAGGAAGUGAGGCAGCUGCAGUGCAUUAUAAGCUUUUAUAACAGAAAAACAAUAAAUGUAUUCCCAUAGACUUUGGCACAUUCCUAGAAAAGAAAAUUGAAACAAAGAGAAUUGUGGGACACAUCAUCCAUCAUCAUGAGUUUAUAUUUGCAGUUUAUUUUGGUCUUUUGUGGUCUUCUCUCUAGCAGAUGGCCACAGUGUAUGUGAGUACAUUAACUAGUGAUUUAGUUACACGAUCUACCCUUCUUGUGUUUAUUGUGUUUUCUAUACUGAUUGUUGAUACCACAUUGGAAUUGAUCAUUUAGGAACACUGUCAAGCAAUCUGAAGACCAAGUCAAGGUCAAGGUUGUUACAAGCAUUUCAAUAGUAUGGACUAAUGUUCUGGGACUUUGCAUACAGAAUGUAUUAUUUUAUAAGCGAAUCUAUUAGUCCUCUUUUAAUUGUUAACAGGACACUUUUAUUUGAGUGACGUGUGUGCGUGUGAGAUGAUGUACACAAUACAUUUACAGAUAUUGAUACAAAAAUUAGAAUUUUUGUACCUGUCAGCAUAUGCAGGAGUGUGUAUGCACUGGGAAAAUAAAGAACACCUUAGAUGAAAGAAAAGCAUAUGCUUCUAUGAAUCAUUGUGAGUAGAGAGGAACACAUCUGUAAAUCAUGGUAAAUAUAUGCAAUAUACAGUAUAUUAAAAGUUUUUUCCUCUGCA